UUUGUGCACUUCUCAGAUACUCCGUAGGGAAACACGCUCUACCAAAUAUUGGUUCCACAUGGACACUGGGAUGUUGUGGUGUCGACUAGAGAACACGGAUAAGCUUGUGGGGGAGUUUCUUGGCACAGGACCCACAGUCAGGAACAAGAUGAUAAAAAACUGGGGUGUUGUCGGCGGGAUCGCUGCUGCAAUUGCAGCUGGAGCAUACGUCCUGUGGGGCCCGAUAACUGAGAGGAAGAAGCGGAAGAGAGGUAUGGUCCCUGGUCUGUUGAACUUGGGCAACACCUGCUUCCUAAACUCUUUGCUUCAGGGUUUGGCAGCGUGUCCGUCUUUCAUCAGAUGGCUGGAGAAGUUUUCAGGUCUGCCCUCGAUCCAGUCAUGCAAAGACAACCAGCUGUCUUCAACACUGCUGCAUCUGCUAAAAGCUCUGUCCAGUGAGGAGCCAGGAGACGAGGAUGUUCUUGAUGCAGGAUGCCUUUUGGAUGUUCUCAGACUGUACCGCUGGCAAAUCAGCUCAUUUGAGGAGCAGGAUGCACAUGAACUUUUUCAUGUCCUCACAUCUUCACUAGAGGAGGAGAGAAACAGGCAACCCAAAGUCACACAUCUGUUUGAUAUGCAGUCCCUUGAGUCUCUUCCUGAUGAAGAUGCCAAAGCUUUUGCCUGCAUAAGCAGAGCAGCUCCUCUUCAUCCGAUCCCGGGUCCCUGGAAAUUCCAGCAUCCCUUUCACGGUCGUCUAACGAGCAACAUGUCGUGCAAGCGCUGUGAAAUUCAGAGUCCAGUACGAUACGACUCAUUUGAGAGCCUCUCUCUGUCCAUCCCUCUUCCUCAGUGGGGUCGGCCUCUCUCUCUAGAUCAGUGUUUGCAGCAUUUUAUUUCAUCGGAAACAAUCAAAGAGGUGGAGUGUGAAAACUGUACAAAGAUUCAACAAAGCACAACGAGAAACGGGCAAAUUUUCGAAAGCCAGAGGACGACAUUUGUCAAACAGCUGAAACUUGGAAAGCUCCCUCAGUGCCUCUGUAUCCAUCUGCAAAGACUGACAUGGUCCAGCGAAGGAACCCCCAUCAAGCGGCAGGAGCAUGUCCACUUCACAGAGUAUCUAUCAAUGGAUCGUUAUAAACACAACUCCACACAGAGGAGUCAGCGGUUCACAUUGGCCCAUAAAGCCAAAAAGACAGAAAGUUUGGACACAGAAGAGUCCACAGAAAGGCUUAGAGCUAAUGGGACAGAUGCAGAACAUCAUAACAACAACAAACCUUUUUCUAAUGGAACCUGUUCCUCCGUAUUUCUUCUCUCCCCUGGUUUGAAUCCACAGCGCGGCUUCACGUAUGAAUUCAGCUCCACAGAGUAUUUAUUCAAGCUGACGGCAGUGUUGGUUCACCAUGGUGACAUGCACUCGGGACAUUUUGUCACCUAUCGUCGAAGCCCCGCCCCACCCUGCAGCACCUCGCCGUUCAGCUCUCAGUGGCUUUGGGUGUCAGACGAUUCUGUGCGGAAAGCCAACCUGCAGGAGGUGCUGUCUUCCAACGCGUACAUGCUCUUCUACGAAAGAGUGCGAAGGCCAAACCUCGAUGGACGAUCGGACGAGUGAUUGGAUGAUCAGCCUGUUGGAUGUCUGCCUUUUUGCAUUAAAUACUCAAUUACCA
Molecule: messenger RNA, 1643 nt
Organism: Cyprinodon tularosa
Lineage: Eukaryota; Metazoa; Chordata; Actinopteri; Cyprinodontiformes; Cyprinodontidae
Gene: usp30
Product: ubiquitin specific peptidase 30
Exons: 13
Coding region: 59-1588 (509 amino acids)
Biological process (GO): protein deubiquitination
Cellular component (GO): cytosol; nucleus
Molecular function (GO): cysteine-type endopeptidase activity; cysteine-type deubiquitinase activity
Source: RefSeq, a predicted model, not a curated record